UCAGAGACUGUGCAUCUGGCUCUCGGCGCUCUGCCAGCACAGUCUGCGAGAGGCUGUCACUGAGGCGCCGGUCACACGCUCCCUGUCUCUGAUCAGUUGCUCGGCGCUCGGCUGUUCCCUGUUUCUCGGCAGUAACAUGGCGGCAGCGGUGGUGGAAGUCGCCUCAGUCGGGCACUUUGAGGAGCUGCUCCAGAAGAGCGCGAAAUCUCUGCUUGUUGUACAUUUCUGGGCACCAUGGGCUCCUCAGUGUUCCCAAAUGAAUGACGUUAUGGCCGAGCUGGCCAAGGUCCACCCUGAAGUCACAUUUAUAAAGCUUGAAGCAGAAGCCAUUCCUGAGGUAUCCGAAAAGUACGAAAUCAUCUCCGUGCCAACCUUUUUGUUUUUUAAGAACUCUCAGAAGAUCGACAGGCUAGACGGGGCCCAUGCACCUGAGUUGACCAAACGAGUUCAGCGCCACGCAUCAAACACCUCCUUUCCAGCUGCCCCCAACAGCACUCCCAAGGAGGAUAUCACUGCCAGACUGAAGAAGCUCAUCAGCGCUGCACCGUGUAUGUUGUUCAUGAAAGGAUCUCCUCAGGAGCCCCAGUGCGGGUUCAGUAGGCAAAUAUUGGAUAUCCUUAACAAGCAUAAGAUCAAAUAUAGCAGCUUUGAUAUAUUGUCUGAUGAGGAAGUGCGGCAGGCACUAAAAACCUUCUCCAACUGGCCCACUUACCCCCAGCUGUACAUCAAUGGGGAGCUCGUCGGAGGCCUGGACAUUGUCAAGGAGCUGGAGGCAUCAGGGGAGCUGAAUACAAUGUGUCCCAAGGCCCAGAGCCUGGAAGACAGACUCAAAGCACUAAUCAAUAAAGACCCAGUCAUCCUUUUCAUGAAAGGGAACAAACAGAUGCCUAAAUGUGGAUUCAGCAGACAGAUCCUGGAAAUCCUGAGUAGCACCGGUGUGCAGUAUGCAACCUUCGAUAUCUUGGAGGAUGAAGAGGUUCGGCAAGGAUUGAAAACAUACUCUAAUUGGCCGACUUAUCCACAGCUGUAUGUAAAAGGAGAGCUUAUUGGAGGACUGGACAUUAUAAAGGAGUUGAAAGAAAGCGGUGAAUUGGUUUCGUCACUGAAAGGAGAACAUUAACGUAUGGAUGUGCUAUAGGUGACACAAUAUAUAGAUCAAGGGUUCUUUCGAUUGAUCCUGGUUCUUUGACCUCCUACCUGGAUCUCCAUAAACCUUAUUCUGUCUGCGUCUUUAUUCUUUAAAACGUCAUGAUCUGUACAGGAUACAAUGUAUUUGGAAAUAGGGACAAUUAUGCUCAUGCCCAUUCAUGUGAAAUCUGCUACUACUAUACUAAACAAAAUAUUUUAAUUUAAUAAACAUUAUUAAAAUCUCGUUA
Molecule: messenger RNA, 1376 nt
Organism: Pseudophryne corroboree (corroboree frog)
Lineage: Eukaryota; Metazoa; Chordata; Amphibia; Anura; Myobatrachidae
Gene: GLRX3
Product: glutaredoxin 3
Exons: 11
Coding region: 137-1120 (327 amino acids)
Biological process (GO): intracellular iron ion homeostasis
Cellular component (GO): cytosol; nucleus
Source: RefSeq, a predicted model, not a curated record